Molecule: messenger RNA, 4981 nt
Organism: Menidia menidia (Atlantic silverside)
Lineage: Eukaryota; Metazoa; Chordata; Actinopteri; Atheriniformes; Atherinopsidae
Source: the annotation of a GenBank genome assembly
UCUGGGCAGAGUGAAAUGUGCACUGAUCCCUCCCGUGGAUCCGCCACUGGUGUCCCGUGCGCACACCAGACCGCAUCCAGCUGACGGCCAGUUACUCUCCCGCUGGACACUGAUCGCAGUGUGACCGUGAUCACUUUCUGUUUUCAGUAAUGAACGAAAAACCAUUUGCAGAGAGAGGAGAAAAGCGCGUUUCUUUGUUAGACUCCACCGCUCCGGGCUCGGUGUGAACUCGCCUCCCGGCUGCGAGAGCAGGACGCGGACGCGUCGGUGACUCCAGAGCGUGGACCGAAAAGGGGGACGACUGGAAGCUAUUGUUCGGACCCCUGGAAAAACAAGGCAACAGAGGAUGCAAACAGUGCACGCCGGCACUGAGAAUUAAGGGAGAGUUUUCAAACGUGUUUUUUAUUACGAGAGCUCCAUCAGCAAGACGAACUUAACUCCUCGACUCAACGAUGAUGGGAGCUGCAGAGCUGAAGGACUGAAGAGAUGCCCAAUUUAACAUGGAUAUAAAAGGGAUACAUAGCAACAUUCAUCGUAGGAGAUGUAAUCAGUGGAUCGGUGAAACAUCUGGAAAGGAAAAAGCUAGAACUCUGCACACCUGUGACUGGAAUUGAGCCUCUACUGACCUAAGACCAAUAAAAUGGGGUUGCUAUGGAAACUUGUACUGGUUCUGUCAAUGGUAGAGUGUCUUUCAGGAAGUGGAGUCCUACUGAAGCCUGUGUUCACCAAGCAGCCGGGCAGCGUGGUGUUUCCCAUUCAUCCCGGUGAAAUGCGCAGGGAGGUUGUGUUUAGCUGUGAGGCCCAAGGGCACCCUCCGCCCAUCUACAGGUGGAAGCUAAACGACUCUUUCAUCCUGCCCAGCCCGGGGUCACGCUACUCUCUCAUGGGUGGAAAUUUACACAUCAGCCAACUGAAUAAAGAGGAAGAUGUUGGUGUCUAUCAGUGUCUGGCAUCAAACUCUUUCGGCACAAUCAUCAGCAGAGAAGCCAGUCUCCACGUAGCCUACUUGGAGAAUUUCAAAACCCAGAGACGAAGUCCAGUGAGAGUCCGCGAAGGUCAGGGAGUGGUCUUAUUGUGUGGACCACCCCCACACUCUGGAGAACUUACCUUCACAUGGAUCUUCAAUGAGUACCCAUCUUUUGUCAUCCAGGACACACGCCGAUUUGUGUCCCAGAAGACAGGCAACCUCUACAUCGCAAAAGUGGAGCCCUCUGAUGUGGGCAAUUAUACAUGUGUGGUCACCAACACCGUCACCAAAAGCAGUGUUCAAGGACCGCAAACGCCUUUAGUCCUGCGGCUUGACGGUGUGAUGGGAGAAUACGAGCCAAAGAUCGAGGUGCAGUUUCCUGAAGUUGUCCCUGUGGCUAAGAGUUCAACUGUCAAACUGGAGUGUUUUGCUCUUGGAAACCCAGUGCCAAAAGUCAGCUGGAAAAGAGUGGAUGGUCCCGCCUUUGGCAGGAAAGUGGACGUAAAUAAAGGCAGUGGCGUUUUAGAGAUCCCUUAUUUCCAACAGGAGGAUGCAGGGAUAUACGAAUGUGUGGCUGAAAACAGCAGAGGAAGAAACUCGGUUAAAGGAAAGCUUUCUUUUUAUGCUGCACCUCAGUUGAUCGAGAAGCCUCAGGAUGUUCAGAAAACCAUUGAUGAAACUCUGGUGUGGGACUGCAAAGCCACCGGAAAGCCCAAACCCUCAUACCGCUGGCUGAAGAAUGGAGAGCCUCUGGACCCCAUGGAGCAGGACAGAGUUCAGGUGAAUAAUGGGGUGAUGACGAUAAGCAGCUUGAAUUUGGCUGACAUAGGAAUGUACCAGUGCAUGGCAGAGAACAAGCACGGAAGAAUCUUCACCAACGCAGAGCUUCGAGUCAUUGCCAUUGCACCAGACUUCUCUCAGAAUUUGUUGAAGGCCCAAACUUUAGCCCGACAGGGUGGUGAUGUUCUUAUUGAAUGCAAACCCAGGAUGUCUCCUCGGGGUGUAAUUUCAUGGAGGAAGGGGAAGGAAGCCCUGCGAGAGAGCCACAGAGUUAUGGUGUUGGAUAAUGGGAGCCUCCGGAUAUCCAAUGUUACCAAAAUGGAUGCUGGCCUGUACACCUGUGUAGCCAGAAACCAGUUUGGAGUAGCAAGCAGUGCUGGAAGCCUUUUGGUUAAAGAGCCGACGGUGAUCACCAGUCCGGCUGGUCACCUAGAUGUGACUGUGGGGGAAAGCAUUGUCCUUCCCUGUCAAGUUUCACAUGAUCCAAGUCUUGAUCUUAAGUUUACCUGGUUCUUCAAUGAGCAGCUCAUCCACUUCGGAAGCCACGGGACUUAUUUUGAGAAAGUCGGCGGGAGGUCUGCUGGAGAUAUUAUGAUCCGGAAUAUUCAACUGAGGCAUGCUGGGAAAUACACAUGUGCCGUUCAGACCAAGGUGGACAGUGUAUCCAUCGCCACAGAUGUGGUCAUCAGAGGUCCUCCGGGCCCACCUGUGGACUGUCAGGUUACCGAGAUGACAGAGACUUCUGCCUCUGUUUCCUGGGGACCUGCAAUGGACAACCACAGCCCCAUCCUCAGCUACACCAUCCAGGCCAGAACGCCCUUUUCCCUCGGAUGGCAGGCUGUUACCACCGUUCCUGAACGACUAAGGGGGAAGCAGCUGUCAGCUACUGUCUUUGACUUGAGUCCCUGGGUGGAGUAUGAGUUCAGAGUUUUGGCAACCAACGCCAUAGGAACAGGAGAGCCCAGCAAGCCCUCCAAAAAAGCCCGCACCAAAGAAAUGCGUAUGUAUCAUAUCUUUCCCAGGAUGACUCCUCCAAGGGUGAAUGGUGGUGGUGGAGGACGUUCAGAGUUGGUCAUCACUUGGGAACCUGUCCCAGAGGAGCUGCAGAGUGGUCCUGGCUUUGGAUAUGUGGUGGCGUUCCGCCCACUCGGCACGCAGGGCUGGAUGCAGGCCGCUGUCACAUCUCCCGACGCUUCAAGAUAUGUCUUCAAGAAUGAGAGCAUACCUCCCUUCACCCCGUACCAAGUGAAAGUUGGAGUCUACAACAACAAGGGAGAAGGCCCUUUCAGCCGCAUAACCACAAUCUACUCAGCCGAGGAGGAGCCCAGCAGAGCUCCGGGGAGGCUCAGGGCCAGGAGCAUAUCCGCAUUUGAGGUAGAGGUCACCUGGAAGCCACUGUCCUGGAGCAACAACCGCAGACGUAUCCUAGGCUACGAGCUGCGGUACUGGGGAGAGAAAGAAAAUCAGGAUACAGCGAGUGUGAUCAGGACGGUGGGGAAUAAAACGUCAGUGCUCAUCAGGGAUCUGCAGGGCAGCAGUACCUAUUACUUGUCCCUACGGGCGUAUAACAGCGCCGGAGUCGGGCCACCGAGCGCCACAGUCAAUGUCACAACCAAGAAACCACCCCCCAGUCAAGCGCCAGUAAAAAUCAUGUGGAACACUUCCAACUCCAAGGUUAUCCUGAGAUGGGACCAAGUGCAUGCCCUGGAGAAUGAGUCAGAAGUCACAGGUUAUAAGGUGAUGUACAGCAAGGACAAACACAGUCGCCCCAGUGUGGUCGAGACCAACAACACCUCCUUGGAGUUGUCUCUGCCAGUCAACCAAGACUAUGUGAUCCAGAUCAAACCCUUCAGUGAGGGCGGGGAAGGCAUCAGCAGCCGUCAGAUAACCAUCCCCAAGAUCGAAGGCUCCACGGCGACGGGAGCAGCCUCGGCCUCCGGGGCAAUUGCUUGGGUCUCCUUUUCAGCCUUAAUCUUCACAGCCAGAGUGAUACUAUGACAAACAUGCAGGCAUUACAGCUGCUUAUUCAGAGGAAAACAGCAGGUCAAAGACAACACAAGGCCAAUGGCCACAUUUCAACCUGCUCCUUUCCCUACUGUGUCUUUCCUCUUCUCUCCACAAAGAGUGUUUUUGUGAGGAAAAUGCCUUUCCCCUACCUUUCUUAAGCGGUUGCUGAAAGGAACUGGCUCUUUCAGAAGUUGCUUUUACAGACCUGAAAAGACGCUGUGACCCGACAGACUGCAGUUUCUUAAAAGAAAAAAACUUUAUUUUUUUCUUGCUACCUUCUUGACCCGUGGAUACUCUCUCGUGGUUUUCACCUCGGAGGAUACUCUAGGACAUGAAUAUGUCUCCUCAACGGGGCUGUUUGGGUUCUGUUCAUAGGGUGUGAAAUAUGUACGGCAUCUACUUCAGCAUUUUUCGUCGGUGAUUGGAUUUUAACAUAACUGAAAAUGGAAGACUUAAAUUAAUUAAAUCCUUAUGUGAAAGAAGUUUUGUUUAAGCUUGCUUUCAAAACAGGAAGAGCUAUAUUGUUUUGUUUUUUUAAUUGCUCUGUCAAAAAAAAAGAAAAAGAUUGAAAAAAAAAAAACGUAUGCUAGUCUUCAUUGCUUUGUGACAAACCAGAAUUUGGGACCUUUCCAACUUUGCCGGAACUUCAUUCUUCAUUUUGCAUUUUUACAUAAAACUGAGUGGAACCAAAGGUACGACAUCAACAAGGUUCGGCUCCUCCUGCUCUAGCUUACCAAAAGGCAGUCUGUACCCCCCCUGUCUGGCUCCCAUUGUAAAAAGCUGAACUGUGUUGAUAAUCACUGUCUUACCUUGCUGCCUCAUCCAUGGUGAGUGUGUAACUAUGGCGCAUAUGUAUAAAAUCCUCAGGUCCCAAAUGAGCCUUAAGUCUUAUGAUUAGAAUCCAUGUUUUUAUCAUUCAAGAGAAGCUUUAUUUAUUACGCUUUCCUUUUCUAUUUAUCCAUAUUGUAUUUUGGCUCAUGUGAUUUUCAGUUUAGCAGAUUUCUAGAUCAUGUCUUUAGGUGUUUUGGGCUAACAAAGAGCAAGCUUUUCUCUCAUUUCCUUCCUGAUGAGUAUUGUAACAGUGGCAGUGAUUUCUGACUUCUCCAACAUAGCUCAUCACGCAGUAGGGAUGGUAUUUGACUGUCAUUUGCUGUUGGGGUUGAGAUCCGCCAGCGUAUGUACUUUGCUGAGAGGUGUCUGGACCAGCUUUUAAUAAAAGAUAAUGCC